UGUGGGCGUGUCCCUUUCAGAGGAGAUAUAAGAGGUGGAGGCACUGCGGCGCCUCACAGGAUCCACACACUUCUACUACGGGGAGAUGGAACCAGCAGCCAGCAGCGCGAUGGAGGUGGCAGCGCUCGGCCGCCCCUUCAGCCUCGGGAUGCUUUACGACUGCAGAAAGGAUUCACUGAUCCCUGGUAUGACACUUUGGGACUGUGAUGAUUUGGGAAAAGAUACAAGAGAAAGACAACAAGCAAGCAGUGACUUUGAGAUAGUUGCAUCUGAAUCUAUUGCAGAUAAAUCUGCAGCGCUGAAAGUUGAAGCAUCACUGAAGGCCAGUUUCCUGUGUGGACUGGUGAAGGUCGAAGGAUCGGCCAAAUACCUGAAUGAUCACAAGAAAUCCAGAAACCAGGCCAGAGUAACACUGAACUACAAAGCUACCACAAAGUUCCAGGAACUGUCCAUGAACCAUCUUGGAAGAGGAAAUAUGAAACAUCAGUACAUCUUUGACAAAGGAUUAGCAACCCAUGUAGUCACAGGGAUUCUUUAUGGGGCACAAGCCUUCUUCGUCUUUGACCGUGAGGUGUCUGAAAAUGAAAAUCAUCAAGACAUUCAGGGUAACUUAAAGGUCAUGAUCGAUAAGUUCCCCAGCAUCAAGAUAGAAGGUGAAGGUUCCCUGAAGAUGGAAGAAAAGGACAAAGAGAAAGUUGACAAAUUCUCCUGCAAAUUCCACGGAGACUUUUCCCUUAAAGAGAACCCUGUGUCCUUCAGUGAGGCAGUAAAAGUCUACCAGAGUCUACCAGGACUGUUGGGAGCCAACGGAGAGAACGCCGUACCAAUGACGGUUUGGCUGCUGCCGCUGUCAAGUCUAGAUUCUUCUGCUGCUAAACUCGUUCGUCAGAUAAGCAUUCGGUUAGUUCAGGAAUCCCAGAGCGUCCUCGAGGACUUCAGUGAGCUGGAAAUGAGGUGCAACGAUGCGUUGAACAACACCACUGCACAGAAGUUCCCACAGAUUGGCAGAAAGAUCAAAACAUUUAAAGAGAUGUGCUCUGAGUCCAGACUGGAACUCCAACAAACUUUGGCAAGGAAACUUCCAUCAAUCCGAGGAGGAGGAGAAGAGGAAUCUGUGCUCAUUGACAUCCUGAAGAAAAGACAUUCUUCUCCUUUCAACAGCAAAAAGCUCAACGAGUGGAUUGAAUGCAAAGAGAGAGAAAUCCACAUGUUGAAGUCUUUCACCAACAUGAUGAAAAACACAAAGAUCGUUCCAUCUCGAAAUGAUCUUGAUGGAGAAAUUCUCCGUUCAGAACAUGUGAUGUGCUUUGUCUUCACCUCACUAGGAAGUCCUGAAUCGUACCUCUCAACUUUAUCAAGCUACUUAAGACAAACAGAAGAAAACCCUCAAGAUGUACACACUCAAGAUUUAGAAGAGGAACAAUGGUUCCUUUCCAACAAAGCAGCAGAUACAUUGAGGAUGAAAGUGAAGCUGUUCAGUGAUUUUGCAGAGGCCAACAAGGAGAACGAGAACAUCAAGUUCUUCACCUUGGGAUUAGCAAAUGAGGAACAGAAAGGUUCAAGCAUCUACCUUUAUAAAGGCGGCUUUUCUAUCAGUGAGAACUUUGAGCCUACUUCAAAGCCUGAAGCGUUAACAGUAAGCGACAUAAACCACAACAGUGUGACACUGAAGGUGUCUCCACCCAGAUCUGGAGCAGAAAACAUCACCUCCUACUGUGUUGAGUACAGUGUCAGUGGAGAAGAUGGAUGGAAACAGAAGGCAGCAUCCAGAGAUGAAGAAGUCCCAGUGAGCGGUCUGAGUCCUAACACAGAGUAUGUGUUCAGAUGCAGAGCGGUGACCUCAGCAGGUGUUGGACCAGCCAAUGACCUCAGUGGUUCCAUUAGGACCUUACCCUGCAGCCCUCCUGGGAAACCUCAAGUUGAACCCAAUUCAACAGAGGUAUCAGUCAGCUGGGAGAAGCCUGCUGAGCUCGGACAAGAUGUCCGCAUUCUGGGCUACAUGGUGGAGUACGCCGAGACAAAAGACGGGGUGAAAGAGGACGAUCUCCAGUGGAAACAAAUGAUGUCAACGGCUGAAAAGGCCGUCAUUUCAGGACUUCAGGCAGAGACAGAAUAUGUUGUCAGGGUCCGAUGUGAUUGUGGAGCAGCCGACAGAAGCAAACAAAGCCUCACUGUUAAAGUCUGCACUACAAAACGGGAAUUUGCACGUCUUGCAGAAUACCUGAAACACAUUAGCAAGAGAACUUCUGACUCUCCCUCAGUCUACAAACUACCUCUGACAGAAGAAGAUGUGGACAUAGACGGAUGCCGGUACUAUGCCUUUGGCAAAGAAAGCAUGAGGCAAAAUCGUACAAUAAUGCUGCUUGGAGCGACAGGAUCAGGGAAGUCUACUCUGAUCAAUGGGAUGAUCAACUACCUCGUUGGUGUGGAGUGGAAGGACGCCUUCAGAUUUCACAUGGUUGAAGAGGAUCAGUCCAGAUCUCAAGCUGAAAGCCAGACCUCUGAGGUCACCGUCUACAAAAUCAACCACCAGGAGGGAUUUAAAAUCCCUUUCUCUCUGAUCGUGGUGGACACACCGGGGUUCGGGGAUACAAGAGGAAUAGCGAGAGACAAGGAGAUCACCGAGCAAAUCAGGAGGCUUUUCACCUCCACCGAUGGAGUCAGUGAGAUCGACGCCGUGUGCUUCGUGACUCAGGCGUCUCUCGCGCGACUAACCGCCACCCAGCGUUACGUCUUUGAUUCUGUGCUCGCCAUCUUUGGCAAAGACGUGGCGGAGAACAUCGAGAUGCUGGUGACCUUUGCAGAUGGCAAGCAGCCGCCAGUCCUUGAGGCGAUCAACCUCUCUGGGGUCCCGUGUCCCAAGAACGAGAUGGGGCUUCCGGUUCACUUCAAGUUCAACAACUCGGCCUUGUUUGCAGACAAGAGGAGCAGCGCUGAUCUGGAUGCUGAUGAUGGGGACGAUGACUUUGACCAAAUGUUUUGGAACAUGGGCGCAAAAAGCAUGGAGAGGUUCUUCUUGGCUUUAAAUAACAUGACAACCAAAAGCCUGCUGAUGACUAAAGAGGUUCUCAGAGAACGGAAGUGCCUCGAAACCGCCGUCGAAGGUUUGCAACCACAAGUUAAAGCUGGAUUGGCAAAACUGGAAGAAAUCAAGUUGACCAAAGAAAAGAUCAAAGAGCACGAAACAGUGAUGACGUCAAAUGAGAACUUUGAGAUCGAGGUGGAGGUUAUUAAACCGGUCAAAAAAGUGCUCACACAGAAAGGAGAGUUCAUUACAAACUGCCAGAAGUGUUCCAUCACGUGCCACUACCCGUGUGCGAUAGCUGCUGACAGUCAGAAGCAUGGGUGUGCAGCGAUGGAUCCGUCCGGGAUGUGUACCGUCUGCCCGGGGAGAUGCGUCUGGAGUGUGCACUUCAACCAGAAGUACAGCUGGGACUACGUCACAGUGAAAGAGAAGCAGACGCUGCACGAGCUGAAGGACAAGUACAAAAGAGCGACGGAGGAGAAGAUGACUGUGCAGGACCUGAUCGAGAGGCAGGAAGAGGAGAUCGCUCAGCUUCAGGACAUGAUAGUGUCCCUCAUGGACCAGUCCUCUCAGUCCAUAACCCGCCUGCAGGAGAUCGCCCUGAGACCCAACCCGCUCACCACUCCGGAGUACAUCGACAUGUUGAUCGAGGGGGAGCGGUCCGAGGCCAAGCCGGGGCACCGGGCUCGGAUCCAGUCUUUGAUGGCGAUGAAGGACAAAGCCCAAAUCAUCUCCAAAGUGUCCAAACGACAGAAACUCAGCAGGACGGAGGAGGAGCGGCACAAAGAGAAGCAGGAAAGGAAUGAGAAAAAGGGUUGGGUCGAGAAACUGACAAAUUUCUUUGGUUUUUAGGGGAUGUGACCUGGUGUGGUUGUCAUGACGACCCAAUGAAAAAUAAAUCAGAAAUCAAAGCACAGAUGAGCCAUCGAAUCAUCAUUUUGAACAUUUCUCAAUUUCACUUUAUUGUUGUGAUGGCUAACUAGCUAGCCAGUUAGCAUAAACGUUCUUGUUUUUCUCUUUUUUACGUAAUUGAAAUGUACGUUUAAUGCUUUUCUGGUUAAAGCUGGUAACUGAUGUUCUGGUUAGUUGAGCUUCAGUGGCUCAUUAAAUUAACAAUAAGGAUUUUAAUCAGACAGACUGAAAACCAACCCUCAUGAAAUGAAUACGUUGAAAAUAAUAAUAUAUCUAUUUUGGACCCAUGGUGCACUUGGUGGUUUUUGUCUUUAAAGCUUCUUGCAGCCAAAUUUUAUUUUAAAUUCUAGAAAAUACAUCUUUAUUUAAAUGUGGGUGUGAAAGCGCUGAUACGAGGCCUUGUAGUAAAUAUGCUCAUUCAUACUAAAAUAUAAUCAUUACAUUGUGAUGUGAUAAUAAAUUAGAUGUACUUGUAAAUGUG
Messenger RNA from Pungitius pungitius (ninespine stickleback), 4418 nucleotides. RefSeq lists its product as uncharacterized. The record is from RefSeq and is a predicted model, not a curated record. NCBI's taxonomy places the organism in Eukaryota, Metazoa, Chordata, Actinopteri, Perciformes, Gasterosteidae. Gene Ontology annotation, molecular function: protein binding; GTP binding. The transcript is spliced from 3 exons. Bases 86 to 3877 code for a protein of 1263 amino acids.